CUAUUAUUAUUAUAUCUAUAUUGUUUUUAUGUGUUCAUGCUGCUUUCCAGAGGUAUAACAGGAGUGGAAAAAAAUGGCGUGGACUGACGCCACAGGACAGAAGGCCCUACGUCGAGGAAGCUGAGAGACUCAGGGUUAUACACAUGCAAGAACAUCCAAAUUACAAAUACAGACCGAGACGUAGGAAACACGCUAAACGAGCACCCGGUGCACCUUCCUCCCCUCCCACUGCCAGCAAUGCUACCAGCAGUAGGUCUAACCCUACCAACGCUACCAUUCAUCAUUCCAUGUCUAAGAUGGAGAGUUAUCAAGGAAUCCCACAGAUCCCAUGGGGUGGCCAUUCCCCGAUCUCGUCGUUGUAUCAUCAACAACAGCAGCAGGGUAUCCAGGAAUACAAAUCGGAAAAUAAUUCAUUAUACGGUAGCCCGUACACGCCUAUCAUCCAUACACCGGACAUAUCACCAGUUGGCAGUCCUGAACCCGACGGUGAGGGAACGCACCUACCGCCCACGCAAAAUCCUGAUCCAGAACGGGAUCUUAUGGAAGGUACCUCGAAACAACAUGGGGAUAUGAACGAUCAAACGAAACGGUACACAUUCAUGAGUACCGACAAUCAGGUUCAUGGGCCACAUAAUGUUGUUACCAGCAUAACUUCAUGUCAAAAUUCAGCGAGUUAUACGGACACGUUGACUUAUAAGAAAUCGGUUAGUUAUUUGAACUUCGAAAGGCAAACGUCGAGCAUAGCAGCAGUUGGUAUAGCAAAUGGCAUGAUGGUAUCGUGCAACAAGCUUCGUUCUGGUUUCGAAAACGUCGGUUCGGUCACUGGGACGUUUUAUCCGCCCGUUGCCUCUCCCCACGAGCAAUCCUUGCAACAUUACGCAAGUAGCCAGUCCUCGAAAUCAGGAAACUAUUCAAUGCAGUCAGCUGUCGAGAGCAACUACACUUCUGUACAAUGUAGCAACAGGCAACAGACUAUGGGUAUACGCGGGACAGCUGAGGGUUGUUCAGCUGUCAGUCCAAGAUAUCAAAUGUCUCAGCAUCAUCAGGAUUAUCAAACCGAUACGACAAAUGCUCCGCAUGAUCAACAACAGCAACAACAGCAGCAACAACAACAACAGCAGCAGCAACAACAACAACAGCAACAAAUUAUUAGUCAUAUGGAUCCAACUGGUAUGUCAACUUCGAACGAGGAAGAUCAACAACAACAACAACAGCAACAACAACAGCAACAACAACAACAACAGCAACAGCAAAGUUUGCAAUUAGAAAAAUACUUCAAGUAUUCUCAUCCAACCAGCGCUGGUCAUUCCAAUCUUAGAUCACAAAAUUUGUUGGACAGUAAUCACAAUUAUGCUAGUGAUUUGCGUUAUUACGAUCUUGAACAACAACAACAACAACAACAACAGCAACAACAAUCACAAUUCGACAUAUCGAAUUCUCACUGCAUCGUCGAAGAUCAAAACAAAGAUGGUAGGUGUACUAGUAUGGGGAUUGCCCAUGGUAUGGAACAAUAUCAUGGUGGUAUGACAAUUGGCAAGUAUCAGGAACAUUCCGCACAUCCUCCACAACAACAACAACCACCCCAACCUCAACAACCACAACCAUCGCAACAAUCACAACAUACACAAAAUAUUGAGAGCGCAACUAAAGCUGAAGAUGACUUCAGUAUGAUUUUGGCAAAUGUAAGAAAGACUUGUUACAGCAGCUAGUAACUAUUCUUUGUCCCUUUUUUUAUCGUCCAUGAAGGGACCCCGUUUAUGGUUAUAAAGAAAAAGAAAAAAAAAAGAAAAACGCAGAACGAAGCGGAACGAAAUAUAAUUAAAAAAUAAAAAAAUAAAAAAACUAAAAAAAUUAAAAAAAAAAAGGGAAGAAAAACGGGGAAAUAAAAAUUAAGAAAAGCAGAGCAAAACUCGUUGAUAUAUAAUUUGUUUAUCAAAUUUAACGCGUUAUCCAACGAGAUCGAGAGAUUUUAAUUUUUAAUAAAAUAAAAGGAAAAAGAAAAUAUA
This is a messenger RNA of Vespula pensylvanica (western yellowjacket), 2006 nucleotides long. Its product is annotated as putative mediator of RNA polymerase II transcription subunit 26. The transcript has 6 exons. The coding region runs from base 144 to 1709 and encodes 521 amino acids. The record is from RefSeq and is a predicted model, not a curated record. NCBI's taxonomy places the organism in Eukaryota, Metazoa, Arthropoda, Insecta, Hymenoptera, Vespidae.